AGAGAGGCGAGAUGGCCUGCAGCAGGAUUCAGCCGCACUUCACUGAUCACCGACUCCUUACCAGACUUUUCACUAAACACUAACUGGUUCUGCUCACAUCUGGCCUCGAGUCCACGCCUGAAAAAGUGUGUGCAAGAAUGAACUGACCGACUCAUUAGAAAACAGUUUGGUUAGAAAUCGUGAAGCAUGGGUGACUGGAGCUUUCUCGGGCGACUGUUGGAGAAUGCACAAGAACACUCGACGGUGAUCGGCAAAGUCUGGCUGACUGUCCUCUUCAUCUUUAGGAUCCUGGUGUUAGGAGCAGCAGCAGAGGAAGUCUGGGGCGAUGAACAGUCGGACUUUACCUGCAACACGCAGCAGCCUGGUUGUGAAAACGUUUGCUAUGACGAGGCUUUUCCCAUUUCACACAUCCGUUACUGGGUGCUGCAGAUCAUCUUUGUGUCCACGCCAACGCUCAUUUACCUGGGCCACAUACUGCACAUCAUCCGUAUGGAGGAUAAGCGCAAAGAGAAGGAGGAGGAGCUGCAAAAGGCACAGAGACACCAGGAAGAGAAAGAACUCCAGUACAGAAAUGGGGACAGAGGAGGCGAGAAAAAAGAGAAACCUUCAAUCAGAGAUGAGCAUGGCAAAAUCCGCAUCAGGGGUGCUUUGUUGCGCACAUACGUGUUCAACAUCAUUUUCAAGACUCUGUUUGAGGUGGGUUUCAUUUUAGGCCAGUAUUUUCUCUAUGGUUUCCGGCUCAUGCCACUGUACAAGUGUGCACGGUGGCCCUGCCCCAACACUGUAGACUGCUUCCUGUCAAGACCUACGGAGAAGACCAUCUUCAUCAUGUUCAUGCUUGUGGUGGCUUGCGUGUCUCUUGUGCUGAAUAUAUUAGAGAUUUAUCACCUAGGAUGGAAAAAAAUCAAACAGGGUGUGACCAGAGGAUACAUCCCUGAGCAUGAGUCACUGGCCCAUAAUGACACAGUGGACACUGGAGCCAUGCCUGCAGCCUCCAGGACUGACCCUGCAGCUCUUAGCUAUCCUCCCAAAUAUACCAAGUUAGCAGCAGGUAGCACAACCUUCCUGCAGCCAGGGUCAGUUCCUGUAACAUCAGAUUUCAAGAUUGAUCCUCUGCAUGAGGAGCCAAACUCUUUCUACAUCAGCAGCAACAAUCACCGGCUGGCUGCUGAGCAGAACUGGGCCAAUCUGGCCACUGAACAGCAAACUCUGGAAAAGAAGGCCAUUGCUCCAUCUACUUCCUCCUCCUCCUCUGCCUCUUCCUGUGAUAACGAGCAGCGCCCCAGAGACGCUGCUCCCACUACCAGCAUUCCCAGCUCAAGUGGUGGCAUUUUGAGUAGUGGGAAGUGCGAGCCAGAGGAGAGUCACGUCACCACUACAGUGGAGAUGCACAAGCCACCUAGCGUGUUUACUGACCUCCGAUGCAUGAGCAGAGCAAGCAAAACAAGCAGUGUAAGAGCAAGGCACAAUGAUCUGGCUGUCUAGUAACCUUCAAUGCACAACUUCAACUUUAAUAUAUACACGUUAGGCAAUGUAAAAAAACAUAAUGUGAAAAUAUAAAUGAGAGUCAGGUUGCUGGAUGUUAUCUAGGGGGAUUACAAAAACAUAAAAUAUCGAAAGCUGUGCAAUCAGUGAGUUGUGGUGUUGAUACGUAGCACUUGAACGGUGUCUAAUGUUACGUGGCAGUUCAAUGAUAUGAUAAAAGAGAGGUUAUUCAGUUCACAAUUUAGGCGCUUAUAAACACAUAACAUAUAACAUCGAUCACUUUCCCUUUAUCUUGUGGCAGCAAAAGAAGAGCCUCAGUUAGAGUUCACAUAAAAAUUGGGGGAAAAUGUGAUCUUGACAUGGCAUUAUUGUUGAUGCCGUACAACCUGGUUUGAAAGUUUUUGGGAAAAGGCUGAUCUUAUGGGAUUUUCAGGAGCAAAAGUCUCUAGAGUUACACAGAGUGGUGUGAAAAACAAAAAAAAUGUCCAGCGAAUGGUAGUUCUGCAGGUUGACAAGAGCUGAGAGGAGAAGGAUUUGAGACAGAAGACUACAUCAGGUUUCUUCCUAUCUCACCCAAGAACAGCUAUCUGGGACUACAGUGGACAUAGAUUCACCAAAAGCAAAGGUCCAAAACGCUGGGUGUUUUUUGUUUUUCACACCAUUCUAUGUAAACUCCGGAGACUGUUGUGUGUGAAAAUCCCAGUAGAUCAGCAGUUUCUGAAAUAGUCAAACCAGCCUGUCUGGCACCAAGAAGUAUUCCACUGUCUAAAUCACUGAACUAACCCUUUUUUCCUGAUUUUUUUGCUUGAUGUGAAUAUUAACUGAAACUCUUAACAUGAAUCUGCAUGAUUUCAUGCAAAUGCGCUGCUGCCACAUGAUUGGCUGUGAGUGUAUAUCUGUGAAUUAUAACAUCUUAGUAUGAACAAAAUCCUGAUCCUAGCACUGUAGGAUAUUAUAUAUAAAACAGUCAUUCUUAAACUGUAAUAUCUAAUUGCUGAUUGGCAGCAACAUGAAUGGCCUUUUCUUUUUCAGAGUUUUGAUUACAAAAAUCCAGUAUUGGUGCACAAUACCAACAUCUACAUUUAGGUUCACAAUAUAUUCAGGGUGAAAAAUCAGAAACAGUACAAGAAUUUCAUUUUAAAAUAAUAGUCCAGGAAUAAUGUAGGUUUAUGUUUUGACAUUUAUUAAGCCCUCUUUUAUCGUAGCAGAUCUGCUCAUAAAUCAUGUAAAAAACAAAACAAAAAAAACAACCUGAAGCCAGCAUCUGCCUCUGCAUUUCAC
This is a messenger RNA of Hemibagrus wyckioides, 2766 nucleotides long. It is a transcript of the gene gja3, whose product is annotated as gap junction protein, alpha 3. The coding region runs from base 187 to 1485 and encodes 432 amino acids. The transcript has 2 exons. Gene Ontology annotation, biological process: cell communication. The record is from RefSeq and is a predicted model, not a curated record. Gene Ontology annotation, cellular component: connexin complex. Lineage: Eukaryota; Metazoa; Chordata; Actinopteri; Siluriformes; Bagridae.